Molecule: messenger RNA, 859 nt
Organism: Ananas comosus (pineapple)
Lineage: Eukaryota; Viridiplantae; Streptophyta; Magnoliopsida; Poales; Bromeliaceae
Product: ubiquitin-conjugating enzyme E2 2
Exons: 5
Coding region: 208-666 (152 amino acids)
Source: RefSeq, a predicted model, not a curated record
CCUCUCUCUCUCUCUCUCUCUCUCUCUCCCAUUGGGAGGAAGAAGAAACGAAGAAGCAGAAGCAGUAGAAGCGGCCGCGGCUUCUUAGGGCGAGUAACGAGUCACGAAGAGGAGGAGGAGGAGGAGGACGACGACGACGACGUAGCCUUCUUCGAGAUCGACGAGGAGGACCGCUUCCCAGUCUCCGGCGAUCGAGAAGCGCCGGCGAUGUCGACUCCGGCGAGGAAGAGGCUGAUGCGCGACUUCAAGCGGCUGCAGCAGGAUCCGCCCGCGGGGAUCAGUGGCGCCCCCCAUGACAACAACAUCACUCUCUGGAACGCCGUCAUCUUCGGGCCUGAUGAUACUCCGUGGGAUGGUGGCACGUUUAAACUGACCCUGCAGUUUACAGAAGAUUAUCCUAAUAAACCACCUACAGUCAGGUUUGUCUCGCGGAUGUUUCAUCCAAACAUUUAUGCAGAUGGAAGCAUUUGCUUGGAUAUCUUACAAAACCAGUGGAGCCCCAUAUAUGACGUUGCUGCUAUACUGACUUCUAUUCAGUCUCUGCUGUGUGACCCAAACCCGAAUUCCCCUGCGAAUUCCGAGGCAGCUCGGCUCUUCAGUGAGAACAAGCGUGAGUACAACCGCAAAGUUCGCGAGAUUGUGGAACAGAGCUGGACGGCCGACUAAGGGCGAGCAAUGUCGGCAUGCGCAUAUAAUAGAUGUAUGGACUAUUGUUCCUGGCAUGUUAACAGCUUCCUAUUAAGCAUUUGACUAGUAUUUGAUAUUGGGUUCAUUAGUGUAUCAGUGUAUGGUGGACUCAUUUGGUAUUUCUGUUUCAUUGUGGUUUUCUUAAUGCAGUAAACUCCUGGUUUGCGUAGUA